UGCAAACCUUGACUCAUCCAGGCAUUCCUGGGAAAAGCCUGACUCACGGGAGCCCAUUGCCGGCUCAGGGCUCUAAUUACGGGGCUGUGCCCAUCUCGCCAGCGUGGGAACCGGAGCUAUUAAGCCCCUAAAAAGCUCCCGAUCAUUCCCAAUCCAUUAAUGUUUCUAAUUAGUUAAACCCGACGCCUCUUUCCCUCGCUCGUGUUCUCGGAGCGUGCAGCCACAGCUCCAUUAUGUAAUGAUCCCCUCGGCGCUGCGAGACUCACACCGGGCUAUUCUUUACUAUCGUUUUAUUUCAUUUAUUCGCGUGUGCCGCUUCCCAGGAGCUGAUGAGGGGAUGGACGAGCCGGGAAACCAUCUCCACGGCAACCUCCAACCUCCGGGCUCUGCCUCGGAGCUGCUCAGCCGUCCCCAGGACAUUGGGCAGGAUGAAGCUGCUGGGGGUGGCACUGGUGGCACUGGCCCUGCUCCUCCCGGGCGCCCGGGGCAGUGAAACCUCCCGGACCUGCAUCUUCCAGAGCCUCAGUGAGUCCGAGCGCGGGUUCUGCAGGGGGGAUUUGGAAGUCAUCUACCCCGAGGUGGGCGACGUGAGCUGCUCCUACAUCCCCAAGUGCCGGGGGUACCGGCGGCGGCUGAGCCGGGACUGGGGCCCGCCCCGCGUCCGCCUCCCCUGGGCCCAGAAGAACAAGAAAUACGUCCUGGUGAUGGUGGACCCCGACGCUCCCAACAGAGCCAAACCCCUGCACCGUUUCUGGAGACACUGGCUGGUCACCGACAUCCUGGGCUCGGAUCUGAGGGUCGGGAGGAUCAAAGGGAAGGUCCUGACAGACUACAGCCGGCCCAGACCCUCGCGCUACAGCGGUUACCACCGCUACCAGUUCCGCCUGUACCGGCAGCCGCCACACCGGAGCAUCUCCCUGAGCCCCGAGGAGCAGGAUUCGCUGGGCACCUGGGACUUGAAGGACUUUGUGGAAGAUUUUCAUCUGGGCCACCCUGUGGCCUCAACGCAGUUCCUGACCAAAAACUACAAGGAUUAACUGUGGCUGUCCCUUCCUUGUCCCACACACCCCCACACCACAGAGCACCUCUGCCCGGAGCAGAGGGGACCCCAGGAGCCACCGAGGACGAGCCCACCCAGCUCCCCACCCCGAGCCACAGCACCACCCCCAGCUCCUGCCCUCCCCUCCCAAAGCCAAGUUCUCUUUCCCUCUGGGGAGAUGCCAGGAGGUGCCCCAGCUCACCUGGCUAUCCCAGGAAUUCUGCCAUCCCCCCUCAUCCUCCCUUCACCCCAUUUCUGACUUGACCCCCUGCAUGUCCCCCUGGCACUUUUGGGGACUUUGAGUUUGAUGCCUGCGGCUUCCCGAAUAAAAUUUGGAUGGAGCAGA
Taeniopygia guttata (zebra finch) is the source of this 1385-nucleotide messenger RNA. It is a transcript of the gene PEBP4, whose product is annotated as phosphatidylethanolamine binding protein 4. Lineage: Eukaryota; Metazoa; Chordata; Aves; Passeriformes; Estrildidae. The record is from RefSeq and is a predicted model, not a curated record.